Messenger RNA from Somion occarium, 3695 nucleotides. The record is from the annotation of a GenBank genome assembly. NCBI's taxonomy places the organism in Eukaryota, Fungi, Basidiomycota, Agaricomycetes, Polyporales, Cerrenaceae.
GCCCAUUAUAACAUCUCUUCGCCACAUCCACCCACCCCAUAUAUACCUGUUUCAUACUUUCUAAGCCAACGUGCUUAUUCCACUCCUUUCUUAUAUUCUUGUUUUGAACUGUCUGCAUAAUAUUCUUCGAUUUGAUAUCCUUGCAUCAUGUUGAAACACCGCGACAAGAAACCAACCCCGCAAGAAUUGUACCGGAUCAAGAAACAGCGGGACGAGGAAGAGAAAGAGGCGUAUCUACCGCCUGGACUCGUGAAUCAUGGCAAUACAUGCUUCAUGAACUCGACACUCCAAGGGUUGCAUUAUAGCUUAUAGCCACACCAUUACUACACGAGCUUGUAUACUCAGGAGAGCUUCAAUCACGCUGGAACAACCCAGGAGGAAGUUCUAUUCUGUCUAGACGUUCGCCGUUGUUGACAAAUGGUCAUUAUGUCGGUGGGAAGUAUGAGCGUGAAUGGGUGGAGGGCAUGCCUCUCGGCGAUCGUUUCAUUCACACAAUGCAAAUGGCAUGGCGUAUGCAGGAUGAUCGCAAGAGGGAGAACAUGAGUCCUAGGGAAAUCCUGACUACGAUCGGCACCAAGUAUGACCAAUACUUGGACUUUCAACAGCAAGAUGCUCACGAGUUCCUUCGUCAUCUACUUGAUGCAAUGCGGAUGGAGGAAGUUGAUAUCAUCAAAAAGCGCCAACCACCACCACCGCCCAAAUCGAAGCGGAGGAGGAAACGAAAAGAUCCCCAGUCAAGCUCAUCGAACACAGCUGUUGCUUCCUUCCCUACAACUUCUGAGCCUUCAGCCGAGGACAAGCUCCAGUCUUUCGUCGACAUGCUAUUCGGCGGUCGACUAGCUAGCAUUCUCGUCUGCGAGAAGUGCAAGAAGGUCUCACUCACGUAUGAGGAUUUCAAUGAUCUCAGUCUGAGCAUCAAGCCUGAGGAUUAUGUGAAAGAGCGGAAACGAGACAAAUUCAAGAAUCUGGCGAAGAAGCUCCGGUUCCGGCCAGCCGAUAAGGAUCUCUCUGGAGUGCCUAUGCACAGAUCCUCUUCUCUUCCAGUGAGUCCAGUACGACGGAGUGCGGAUGUUACGCCUCAAGACAGCGAGCUUCCAGCGAAUGAGGAUCGCCGGAGGCGGAGUCUCGACAUUGCUGAUGAUUCCAAGUCGAGUGAAGAGGCCAUGGGGAACGUGGUGGAGCCGGCAAUCCAGCCUCCGAAUGUGGACGCUAAGGCACCUCCCAAGGCAAUUGAUGAUGAAGGGGCGAGCGUCGAGCCAGAUGUAGAGAGGGAUCCAAAAUCGUCGCCCCAUGUGGAUUUUGUGGAACCUGAUGUCAAAUCUACGCGCAAGGAAGACAACAAGGAUAAGGAUGCAUGGGGAAAGCUUGGUCGGCGAAUCAGCGUAUCGAUGAAGAUGGGCAUGAGCUCCAAGCGAAAUAGUCGAUCGAAAGAGCGCAAGAGGACAGUCGAUAUUCUCAAGGAGGGGUUGGCUUCGACUGAGAUAUCUAGUACACCCACACUUGUGAAUUCUCCCUACGAAAGCAGCUCCGAGUUGGGCGACAUGUCCGACGUGCCGAGAAGUCGCGGUAUAUCACCUUCGCCAGGACCAUCACCCUUAGCUACCCCACCUUUGAACAUAUCCCCGCCAAUUCUCGUCCUCCAGCGGGAUUCUGCUGAACCUUCCGUUCACAAACAUGUGAAAUCUCCGCGCCCGCCGAAGCCGACGCAUGAAGAAGCAGCUUACCUUCGCAGGUUAUUGGCAGAUGUUCAUCCCGCCAACUCCAGUCCCUUCGCUAUGUUCCAUCAGGCAAUAAGCGGCGCCAGCGGCUCUGGAUCUGUCCCGCCUAUUUCUGCACAUGCUCUUCUCUCGAAGAUGGGCCAUCUUCCUGGUAUCGACGAGUGUCUACGCAUGUUCACAGCUGUCGAAAUUCUCGAUAGCGACAACAUGGUUGGGUGCCAUCGUUGUUGGAAGAUUGCUAAUGGCACUUACAAACCUCGAAAGCAGGACAUUCAGAAGGGUCCUGAUGAAGAGGAGGACAGUAGUGAAGCGGAUAGCUUGGAGAACCUAUUGUUACCUGAAAGCAAGGACAGUGCUGAAGAGUCUACGGCAUCCUCCCCUGACCUUGCUCACCCGUCGGCAACUUCUACCCCCAUCCAAAUCUCACCUUCAUACACCUUUCUCUCAGAUGCCGAGUCAAUAGCAUCUGCUCCGACCACGUUGCAAUCUUCGCCACCAAUAUCUAAUCGAAUGAGACCUCCACCUUUACCGCUAGGCACGGAGGGACAACCAUCUUCAUCUACACAAUCCUCUCCCGCUCGAGUUGCCACCUACGCUGGUCAACCUAUACCUUCCAUUUCGACUACCGCGCCGGAAUCUCCACUAACUCAAACCGCCUUCAAUCGUCUGGAAGAUGAUGCUGCUGAAUCUCUUGGUGCUAGGCUAGCGGAUGCAAUGCCCUCUAAUGACUCCCUCCUUACACCCAAGGUCAAGCGCACGCCACAACAGAAGUUCAUAAAAGCGCUGAGCGGCAUGUUCGAUGACUCGGAUUCCUCUGACGAGGCAGACUUCGACGAUUCCGCCAGUGAUCGUUCAGGGAGCGUUUCUGCAUACUCCGACGCCUCCUCUCUGGCAUCACGCCCUGCCUCUCCAGCAGGUUCUCCUCGAGCGUCGGUGGAAAAGCUACCUUUACCUGCAAGUACGGCACAGUCAUCUCGCUCGGACGUAAGUCGCGCUCGAUCACGAGAGUCAGAGGAGAAGAGGAAGAAGCGGAUACCCCGCUCACAACAGGUUCUUAUGCGACGAACGUACAAGCGUUAUCUCAUUGCGGACCCGCCACCGAUUCUCGUCAUUCAUUUGAAGCGCUUCCAGCAAACCCCGAAGCAAUAUACUGUUUCUUUUACCGGUGGGUUCAAGAAGCUAGAUGACUUCGUCGCAUUUCCCGAGUACCUUGAUCUGGCACCCUAUCUGGCGCCUAAGAAGGAGGACUUUGGACUCAAAAAUUCCAAGGAGAAAGGGAUGAAGAAACAUCUCGAUGGUAAGAAUGAAGAGCGAUGCAUGUACCGUCUUUAUGCAGUGGUGGUACAUAUUGGCAACAUGCUCGGUGGCCACUAUGUUGCGUAUACUGCUCUUCCUUCGCGGCCAGCACCUGAGAACAGUUCAGCCCCUUCUUCUCCGAAACCUGAUGCUGACACGCCAACGGCCUCCAAUACAUCUGACACAUCGAAGUCUGAGAAAGAUGUUGUGGGUUCCACAAAACAGCCCAGACAGUGGGCAUACAUCAGUGACACCAUCGUCCGCCUCACCACGAUAGAGGAAGUACUGAAAGCUAAGGCUUAUAUUUGUAUGUACGAACGCAUUUGAUUCAUUCGGUUUGCCAUUUGGAUACACCCUCACGCUAGACUGUCGUCAUACAUACUACUUGCAAUUAUCUAAUGCUGUCCAUCACUGUUGUAGUGUUUUUGUAUAUUGGAGUAUUCUAUUUGUAAUUUAUGGCAUGAGUGGGGGGGCAAACUACUCCUUACAUCCUGCUACCCUGCAAUGCUUCGGAUUGCAUCGUUCAGUCCCACUGUCGCUAUUUAUCCCCUGGUAAAUUCCCCUAUAAUCGGCCUGCUGUUAAAUAUAUAGGGAACCAUGCUCUAGUCAACUCGUAUAAAAAUCCUAUCAUAUACAUACAGACGAUAGCCAGAGCAAAAUAUGUAUACACGUCCAUACAGC